AUGCUGCACCGUCCUCCCAACAGCGACGACCUGCUCGAGGAGGUCUGGGCCGUCCUGGAAGCGGAGGUCCAUGCCGGGCGCACUCGCUGCCUGGGCGCCUCCAACAUCACGGCUGCACAGCUGGAGGCCCUGACUCGACCAAGUCGGAAACAGGAGCUUUGGCCAGCCUUGGUGCAGCUCAAGUGCUCGCCCUUCCACCAAGGCGGCUACUUCGUGGAUUCCCCGUCUGGACUGACGAGUCUGUGGCAUCAGCUGCGCACCAAGCGAGUGGUCCCAGUGGGGAUUUCCCUCUUCAACCCCCUCCACUCCUGCGUCAGCCCGUUGGAAGAGCCGCUGAUUUCCGCGUGGGCUGAAGACCUCGGCUGCUCUUCUGCGGAACUGCUGGCGCACUGGUGCCGCUCGGCGGGCGUCUGCCCUCUACUACGCUGCGCCCCACACCAUGCCGUCACGUUCCGGCGCGAGGUCCACUUGCGGCCUCCGCUCGUUGCAGCCUUGUCCAGCCUCGCCUGCCUGACGGAAACGUCAUUCUGCCCUGCCCUCCGCGACGACCUCGCCCUGCGCAAGAGUUGCAAGCGCACCGCGCAGCGUGGCGACAGCCUUUACGGCAGGCUGGCAGAGGUGCACAGCCUCAAGUCGCAAGAGGGGCAGCUCCUCAAUGGACAGCGCGGGAGGAUCCUCAGCUUUGAGGAGGAGACCGGGCGUUGGCAAGUCGACCUCCUGGCCGGUUCCCGGAAGAUCCGCGGCGCCAAUCUUGCCCUCAUAGAUGAGGGUGCUGCAGCGGCUACAGCCGAGAGUGCUGGAGCAUUUCUGAAGGAGCUGCUAAGCACCGGAGGGUCCGACGCGAUGUUGCAGCUUCUCGCUGGGCGGCGCAGCGAUGUCACCUGGGCCUUGCUGGAAACCGUGUCGGCAAACCUGGAGAACGCCCAAGCCUGCGGCCAUCAAAGGAAGCAGCAAGUUCUUCAACGGCUACUGGCAGAGGUGAAGAAGGUCCUUGCGAGCCAGCAGCCGACGCCACAGACCGUGCCGCUGCCGAUGCCACCACUGGAUGCGUCCGCCGCGUGGCAGGGGCCGGCUGCAGCUUCGCGCCGGCUUCUCCAUGCCGUCUCAUGUCUCCUAGAGGCGCAAGGCUAUGCCAUCUGCGACAACUUCGCAUCGCCCGAGGAUGUGCGACUGCUAGCGGCCGAGCUUGCUGCCUAUGACCAGGAUUUCGAGACCGCCAAGAUCUGGGUGGGAAAGCAGGCUUCCGGCGCCCAACUCUCUGUCCCCACCGUGCGCUCGGACCGCAUUUUCUGGGUGUGUGGCGAGCAUCGGACACCAGCGCGAGAGAUGCUCUGGGACUCAGCAGGCAAGCAGCCCACCGCUGGCCUGGCACCGUGCCGUCCAGAGGUUGUGAUGGAGAAGACCACCCACGGUUUCCCACGGCUGCGCGCCACGAUGAACCGUGUGGACGACUUCGUGCUCCAUGGUCUCGCAAAGCACGUGAGCCGCCUGUCCGGCCUGGCGGAGCGCUCCGACGCCAUGGUCAGCAUCUACGACGGCGGUGCUCGAUUUCAAAAGCACGUGGACAAUCCGAACAAGGACGGCCGGGUCCUCACGUCGAUCGUCUACCUGAACUCGGGGGAGCCCUGGGGUGCGGAUGACGGCGGGCAGCUGCGGAUGUUCCCGGAAGGUGAGCCUCCUCUGGAGUUCGCUCCGGAGACGGGGCGGCUUGUGCUGUUUUGGGCGGACCGCCUGCCACAUGAGGUGCUGCCUGCGAAGCGGCGGCGGAUGGCUCUGACUUACUGGUGGUUCGACCGCACGGAACGUGAAGCGAAAGUGCAGGAGCUGGCUGAUGAGGUCGGCAACCAGCGCUUGAAGGUUUCGGAGGAAAGUCUGGCACAGGACUUCAUCGCCUUCAUGCUCAGUGACAAGUCUUCACCAGCCGAGAUUGUCCAGAAAGCGCACACGCUGCCGGCGAAGGCUUUGUCCACUGUGGCGACUGUAGUGGGUGCGGCAGAUGGGCAGGAAGCGCUCGAGGGCAUCGGCCGCCUGACAGAAUCGGACCUUUCGCGACUCCGCGGCUCCAUGGGCAAGAUGGGGCUGCAGUAG
Symbiodinium natans is the source of this 2088-nucleotide messenger RNA. The record is from the annotation of a GenBank genome assembly. NCBI's taxonomy places the organism in Eukaryota, Dinophyceae, Suessiales, Symbiodiniaceae.